AUGGAAAGGUACUAUAAUUAUUGAUAAUUUUGAUAGAUAGCUUAUUUAAACAAGUGGACAAUUAUUAUUAGUUAAUUUUUUGAGUUCCCAUCCUAAUGCUAAUUUAACUACAAUUUUAGAUUUUAUUGUUUAAGAUGGAUUUAAUGAAUAAAAUAAUAAGUUAUUCAUAGAAUAGUAUAUAUUCCAUUUAAUAUUUUAGUGUUAUACAAAGUUAUUAAACAUUUUGGGAAAUGCUAUUAAUCAUUAAUUUUGAUGAAACAUCAUAAAACUCUAAGUAUCAUUUAAAUUAUUAUUUUAAGUUAUCCUUUCAUUGUUACAGAAAUGGUUAAAAAUAAACCAGAAUAGAUCUUUGAUUUUCUCUUUCAAUUUAAUCAAAUUGAAUUAGAUGAUUCUAUGACUUUUUUAUUCUAAACUAUUGAUAGAGACUGUUUAGAUGAGACUAAUGCUGGUUAUUUUUCAAAAUUCAUUUGUAGUCUUAUAAAAAUUAGAGGUUCAGAUGUAUUUCUAUUAAAAUUAUAAUAGCUUUGGAGUUAUUUAUAAAUUAAUGGAAAAUAUAUUUAUGAAGAUCUAAUUAAAAAUAUUAAUAUCAAUCAUAUUGCUGAUAUUAUUUAUAAUUUAAUAGCAUUAAUCAAUAAUAAGGGCAAUCUAGCAUCUAAUUAUAAUUAAGACAGAAUUUGUUUAUUAAAUAGAACUAUUGAUAUUCUAUUAAAUAAAUAUUAUGAUUCAUAAAUAGUUGAAAAUGUAAGUAAUAUACUUAUAGAUUUAUUAAAAAAUGUAACAGAAUAGGAUUUCAAAUAAUUGAUUCUUGAAAAAAUUUGUAUUCCUAACUCUUACUUUGAUUUAAUUGUAAUAAUAAUAAUAAUAUAUUUAGUUAUAAACAAAGUCAAGUUUGUUGGUUGAUCUUUUAAUUUAGUUACUCUAUGAAAUCUAAUAAUUUACAAUUGUCACUCAAUAGAUAUAACCUGAUUUUGAAUUUAACUAUUAAUAAUUUUAAUAUAUAGGUUAAAGAUUUGGCUCAGCACUUACUAUGGAAAUGAAUAUAAGUAUUUAUUUAAAUAAAUAAUAAGAUAACUUUAUUAGUACAUAUGGAGUUUCAUAAGAAAUAUUGGGAUAUACAAAAUUAAAAUUAAUAGAAUUCUAUUAUAAAAUUCUCUAAAGCAAUAAUUUGACUCUUAUUAAUUAUUUUAAUCAUUAGCAGAUUUUUUAAAUACUAAUAGAUUUUAUCUAAAGAUUUGAAUUCAACAAUUAACUUUAAAAUUAUUUUAUGGAAAUUACUCUUUUCAUCUUUUGCAAUCAAAAUUUAGGAUUUAUAUAAUAAAUUAUUAUUGAUUCAAAUUUACUUGGAUUUUUAUAUUUCCUAAAUAAAGAGUAUCUUAAACAAGUUGGUUCAAUAAAAAAACCUAUUACAAAAGGCUAUUAGGGAAUUGUUAAUAAAUUGUCAUACUUUUUCAGAGAAAUUAACUAUAAUGAUGAAUGGAAUCAGUAUAUUGAAAAUCAUCAAAAAAUAUUCAAUAUUGAAAAUAAUUAUUUAUAUGGUAUUCCUCCUGGAUAAGAAUAAGAAAAUUAAUAAGAAAAUAUAAUGUAUUAUUUUAAUAUAAUAUAUAUAGGAAACCAUAAUAAGAGGAGAAGUAAGAAGAAUCUCCUGAAAUUGAAAUGGAAACAAAUUUACAUAUUUAAUUAAAUAAGGAUCAAGGUAUAAAUAUUAACUAUUUUUAUAGUUAAAUAAGCUGUUGUUUUUGCAGAAAAUAAUUUUUAAGAUUAAUCUAAUUUUGGAGAAGUUCUUGGAGAGUAGAUUCUCCAUUAAAUAGCCAAAAAAUAAAAAAUGUAAAUUUCAAAAAGUGGAUCAUUUGAUAUUAAUACAAAAUUUGAUUUUAGCACAAGAUUUUGGAGGAGAUCUUCUUUUUAAAAAGACAAAUACCAUAUGAAAAGGAGAUCUUUAUCUUAAGAAAAAGUUAAAUAAGUUGAAUAGGUUGAAGAAAUUAAAUUUACUUAAAGUGUAAUAUUUUAAAGAUAAGAUUAAACAGAUAUAACUCAAAAUAUUGAUAAUUGA
Molecule: messenger RNA, 2050 nt
Organism: Paramecium primaurelia
Lineage: Eukaryota; Ciliophora; Oligohymenophorea; Peniculida; Parameciidae
Source: the annotation of a GenBank genome assembly